Messenger RNA from Caenorhabditis elegans, 2354 nucleotides. It is a transcript of the gene F53A2.11, whose product is annotated as F-box domain-containing protein. The transcript is spliced from 6 exons. The record is from RefSeq and is marked reviewed. NCBI's taxonomy places the organism in Eukaryota, Metazoa, Nematoda, Chromadorea, Rhabditida, Rhabditidae. Bases 787 to 2148 code for a protein of 453 amino acids.
AAACAUCCACGUACACAACAAGUCGGCCACGUCCUACCGUAACCAAACUGCAAACAACUACGGUAGUUGUAGUUCGAGAGCUGGCGGAUGGUGAGGAUGAAGAUGAUGAGGAAUUGAAGCAGAAGCUCAGUCAAAAAAAGAAAAUGAGAAAAAUUCAAUCAGCUGAGCUAACUGAUUCUUCGAAAUCUCAAUUUUCUAUUGAAUAUGUGUUAACUUUAGUUCUAGGAUUUUUGAUUCUAUGUAUUUAAAAUUUUAUGUUCUGAAUCUGCCUAUUCCAAUCCGACUACGUGUAUUUUUUUCUUUAAUUUAUUUUUUAAGAUGUUAAGAUUUUUCCUUUUUUUCUCCGCAUUAUGGUCUAGAACUUGAUUUUUUUAAACUUCUAGUCCGUAUCCCAUCCAGGUGUCAUUUCCCCCUUUGUUCCUAAUUUUGUAAAAAAUUUUUAAAUGAAGUAUAAAUUCUGAAAAUGCAAUUCAUACCAUAUAAUUUUUUGAUAGUGCAAAACUUCAAAUUUUCUGAAAAAAAUUGGCGGGAAAUUCAAAUUUUCUAGGAAAACAUUUUGGCUGGAAAUUCAAAUUUUUGAGGAACAAAUAUUGGCGUUCCCGUUACAAUACACUGAUUCAAAUACUGAAAAUGUAUGGCGGAAAAUUCAAACUCAAAAAGUCCAUAUUCUUUGUGAAGUCUCUCUCUCCCUCUCGCUCUCUCGCCCUCUCAUUCUCUCAUUCUCUCAUUUUCCUUUACUCUCUUGCAACUAUUGCAAUUUGCUACAGAAAUUAAGAGAGCACUAAAAUGUCUGAAGAUAAUACAUAUAUUGUCAAUCAAGUGUUUAUGAAUGAAAUUUUAAUUGGAAAAAUAUUAGAUCAUGUGUCAAUCCAGACAAAACCACUGGUUAAAUUGAGACUUGUCAGUCGACAUUUAAACUUGGCAGUUCUUUACAAAAUCAGAAAAGAGCACAGUGAAAUAAUCAUUCAUAACCUUGGGCAUUGUGACAAGCACUUACCAUGCAUAUGUACAGUUUUCAUAAACUCUCAAGACAUCUGUAAUUUAAAGUUACAUGCAUACUUUCAAUUUUUAAAUAAACGCGUGAAAAUAAAUAUCUGUAAACUACAAGUUCAAAUUGAACAUUUUGACAAAGUUGUACAAUUUCAAUUACACCGUUUAAUUCUCAAAGAAUUGAUAGGAUCUAACGAAGACAGAAUAAGGGAAUUCACGGGAAUGUUUGAUUUAAGUUAUUAUGGUUGGGACUUAAAAGCCGAGAGGAUUGCCAGGCAUUGCAUCCGGUUUGGAAUGCAGGAAGGUGUAGAUUUACAUGGAUCACAACUACUUAAUUUUGACGUUUUCGAAGUCGCUGAGCCGCACCUACACGGAAUAGUGAAUGCUGACAAAUUUGAAGUGCGUCGAAUAUAUACUGAUGAAGAAGAUGAAGAAAUGGUGUAUUUCCCGAUAAAUCGCUUUCUUAAAAUGCCCAUUACAUGUGAUACACUCACAUUCAUUCUAUAUGGCAAAGAUAUUGUCUCACUGCCGAGAACAAUAACACAUCAGGCUGUUUCGAACUGGAAUGCAAAGAAUGUUAACCUUAAUUUUCGAUUCGGAGCGCACAAUGUUAUGGCAGAAAAAUUUCACGAGUGCCCAGAAAAUUUCAAGAAUCCAGUGAAUAUUCAGUUUGUUGCACCAUGGAACAUUGAACCAGUUUCUGCUAAUUUAUUGGAAAGUGUGGAAAUUAAGUUACAAUACACGGAUGAUAUUCUACUUACCAUUGAAGAUCAGUUGGAUUAUGACUAUUAUUCACCAUAUGAUAAUAUAAUUGCAAAUGUUCAAAGGGCCUUCCCAAGCAGGAAUAUGAUUGUGAAACUUUCUGAGACGAAUGUUCUAAUUGCUCCUGAAAAUAUGCACAAAGUCUUUGCAAAGUUUAUUAGGUUGACUGAGCAAAAUCAACAGCGAAAUGGAAGUGUCACAUUUAAAUUGUACUAUGAAGAAGACGAUAGAAUUCCGAUAAAAGUCCCACACAUUUUCAAUUCAAGCGCACGUCUCGUAGGAGAACAACCUGAACAUUGUUGGUAUCUCGAUGAAAUUCUCAAUAUUCCAAAAGAAACCAUUAAAAGCCCUUUUGGAUGUGUAACUGUCUGGUAUGGAAAGAUGUUCCGUUUGUGAAACUCUACCAAUAAUCGGAAAAUUGACUUUCAACUUUUCUACCAACGACGUUAUUUGAAGAAGUUUUUCAAGGAACACGAUGGAAUGAUGAAUACUGGAUUUUUAAUGCAUUUCAAACAUUUAAUUGAUUAGUUUACUGUUUUUAAAUACUUGGCCUAGAAAAGCCCAAUUCGGCCAACGAUUUAUCUAAAAUUAAUUUAUAAAUU